AUGACUUCGCAAGAAGAUUGGAACCAAGCCGUGCAUCGGAUCCGCCAAGCGCAGGCCACCCUGAGAGAAACCUGGACGUCAGGCGCAGUGCCUGUCGAGGAAGAGAUCGCGAUGCGCGCCAAAUUCGCCGAACUGCUUUCCAACGCAUUCGAAGUUUUGGGAGACAUGGUCGACCUCAAUGACUGCAUCGAGCACCUCGAGACUAUUGUGAGACGGCUGGGCCCACCAUCUCCUGCCCGCGCGGAGUAUCUCGACAAGUUAUCAUACUCGAAGAUGUCCGCGUACAAGACCACAAACUCCGUGCGAGAUCUUGACGAAUCGAUCAGGUACGGUCAGCAGGCAAAGGACGAGGUAAAUCCCGCUGAUCGCACACUCCUGUGUCGCAUAUACCACAACCUCGGGUACAACUUGUCGCACCGGGCGCAGCUGGGUCCCGCGCGACCGUCCGAUAUCGACGAGGCUAUAAGUUGUGGGCAGAUGGUGAUUGACCUGGCUGACCCAGAUAGCGAGGAGUAUGCAAACACUUUGAUGAAUUUAGUAUCACGCUUUCAGGCGCGGUUCGAGAGAGAUCACCGCGAGGAGGACAGACAGAGCGCCCUCGAGCUGAUCCAGCUGCGACUUAAGAUAGACACUCCAGAGACUCUCUCGUAUGCUUAUACUCGCCUUGCGCAAAGCAGGCUCGCAAACCUCGGUUCCGAUGAUAUAGGUGGCAUUGAUGACGGGAUCGCCCGAGCUAAAGACGUCCUGCGUCUGAUGCCACUGAAACACGAGGGCCGCAUUGACGUGCUCAGAGAAAUCCUGGUGAAGUAUGAGCGCAGGUAUAAAAAGUUCAACGAGCGAUCCGAUAUCAUUACCGCCGUGCAGUAUUCUGAUAUUAUCCUUGAGGCUGUCCCGCCCGGAUAUCCGCGCCGUCUCGAUUGGGCCGUCCAACACUUGGCUCUGAUUGCAGAGCUAGCUGCGUCUAGUCAAUCAGUAGAUGAACUUGAUAAUCUCAUUAACCAGGCGCGCCGACUACGAGAGGAAGUUCCGACCAGCCAUGCGAAACGGCACGCAAGUGGGCUGGCGGUUGGAGCGAUCAUCGCACAAAAGUUCCUCCUCUCGAAACACCUCGACAGCUUCUACAUGCUAGUCAGCCACGCGAUUGGUGUCUGUAGCGAUCUGAACGAAAAGGAAGACAAGUCAAUAGCUGUCAACACUACCUUUCUGUGGCAGCUCUCUAGUUCUAUACGCAAAAUAAGUCAAGGGUCCGAACACAGCCCUGUCCGUGCCCAAGCUACCGAGAAAGUACACGCAUACUUCACAGCGGCUUACCAGGAUAGGAAGCUCUUGAAAGGAUUGGCUUCGAUUCAGAUGGAACAUGGAUCAGAAAUUGAAAUACUGUCAACACACUCAAAUGCGACCGAGCCACUCUCCAACAUUGACCUCGACAGCGCGCUUGAGAAAAAGACGGAUGAAACGAACACGAAGCUCUCAUUACGGCAAAAAGAGCCUGGAUACAGACCACGCAAUGAUUACCACGAUCAGUUAACAGGCCUUAGGCACCUGGGUAUCGACAAAACCGCAGGCAGAGUCAUCAUGUCAAUGGAAGAAAUCGUGAAGGAUAUGAUGGGAUACACGGACACAGAUGAGCCCCGAUCUUGGACCGAACAUGCCGAACGAGAGAGCAGACUUGAGCACGAGUUCCUUCAACGUGAACAACAGGCGGGAAAGCACCCGAAUCCGAACCUUUGUCGUGUCUGUCGAGCUAUCCAGAUUAUUAUCGGACCGACAUCGCCUGACGAGGGGUAUUCCUGGAAUUCAAAGCUUUUUCUACCCCAUGGAAACUGGUCGCAGCUGCAGUGCCGACGACAUUGUGGGAUAUGCCGCCUCGUCAUCUCGCUCAUUACCACCGCGCAAGGGACGCUACAUCCACGCCUGGCUGAGCUGGACCAGGAGAUUCAGGGCGUACACUUUCACCUGCGGAAGUUGCCUUCGGGGGAGUCGGUGUUGGGCGUUGAAUAUGGGCUCAAGACAGUUGGGGGUAUUCGACUUCUAACACCGACGAACCACCAGGAUGCACUGCGUCAGAGCUAUCUAAGGGACACGGGAAAGCAGCUCGUUGAUACGGCCAAAUUGCGGCGAUGGCUCAACAACUGCGACUACAACCAUGGUCGAAUUUGCAACGGUGUUCUGGGUGACUCCCGUUUCAACCAGGACGUCAACCUGAUACUGGUCGAUGUCCGGGACCGCUGUCUGGUUCGGGCAACUUCUGCGGAGAAGUAUUUUGCUCUUAGCUAUGUGUGGGGUGCAGUUCAGAUGCGUUCUUUACAGCGAAGCACUCUUGAAGCGCGACUUCAGCGCCAGUCCCUGGACGAGAAGACGCUGGACCUACCCACUACAGUAGUGGACGCUAUGCUACUCGUGGAAUCACUGGGAGAGCGCUAUCUCUGGGUUGAUGGGCUGUGCAUCAUUGAAGACGACGAGGGAGACAAGACACACAACGUCAACACGAUGGAUAUUGUUUACGGAAAGUCGUUCGCGACGAUCAUGGCUGUACACGGGACAGAUGCCAACGCCGGACUACCUGGUGUGCGGCCCGACUCUAGGGCGCCUCAGCACAUGGAGUCCAUCGUGGUAUCCAGCAGAUACCGAGAUCACCUGGGUUAUGAGGCCGGCCUGACUAGUGAUACUACGGAAGACAUAACCAUGGUCGCCACACCAAUGCCACUGGAGCUGACCUUGGAGGCCUCUACUUGGAAAUCGCGCGGUUGGAUCUUGCAAGAAGCACUGCUCUCUCGUCGACGCCUAUACUUUACCAAGGACUGGGUGUACUUCCAAUGCAACAAAGAAACCCACUGCGAGACUCUUCUCGCUGAGUCGGGGCACGCUGAAUUCCUUAAUAGCCAAUUGCCCCUGGCGUCUUCAACGAAACCUAAUAACCCUCUGAUGGAGCUCAAAGAAAUCACAUCACCUUCAGCAGAGAGAAGCCUCCGCCAAGCAUUCGGGAUAUACAAGGAUCUUGUGGAAAUGUACACGCCGCGGAGGAUCUCCCUCGCCAACGACAUCAUCCGGGCCUUUUCAGGCAUCCUAUCAGUCAUGACCGAGUCCACAAACCAGCAGUUCGAAAACGGGCUCCCAACCGGCCUCUUCGACAUCUCCCUCUUUUGGUGUCCUGCCGAACCACUAUUCCGCCGGUCUUCCUCAGAAGCCAGCUACCGCACAAAUCUCGCGACAGUCGCCUCUCUCACCGAAAUGUCUCGCGAGCACGGCAUCAAAUACCGACUGACGCCAGCCAAGGACGAGCCGCCCUCGCUAUUCCCCAGCUGGUCAUGGGCAGGGUGGGUUGGCCCUAUCGAAUACCGGCUUACCGACCUCGAAAACGAGCCGCUGCCGACUCCCUCAGUCGACACAUUCUCCAUCUACCACCAAGGCCGCCACCACGAGAUCCACACCCACCGAGCUAGCACCUCCCAAACCACAACCACACACACGACACAACCACCCAUAUCAGCCCCAGACCUCGGCCCAUACACGCUCCAAUUCUGGGCUCGCACCGUGCACGCAUCCCCCUCCUUCCGCCUCCAACGCCACUUUCCCCCGGACUAUCUCAGCAUCUGCCAAAACCAGACCCACAGCGAAGGCCAGCAACUGAUCCUCCGCAUCUACGACCGCCAAAACCGCCACUGUGGGAUAUGGUAUGCAAUUCUGAAAGACGACAAGCUGCUGGGGACGGAGCUCAACCUUGAUAUGGUCGAGAUAUCCUGUCUUAGUGACGUGUAUAAGCGACGAGAGGGCCCUAUGCGCGUGGAGGGCGAGAUUGACUUGUUCGAUAAGGGCUGUUUCCCGGAUACUGGGCCUGGGAGUGGCUUGGUCAAUGUUGUUGUUGUGCGGUGGGAUCAUGAGGUUGCGGAGAGGUAUACCGUCGCGCAGGUUCAUGUUGCAGCUUGGGAGGAGGCUGGGCCUGUGAGGAGGCAUGUUCGGUUGGCGUGAUGGAUGGUCUCCCAGCGAGGGAUACUCACAUGGUCUAAGUCUAAUGCUAAGUGGUAAAGGUUUG
Messenger RNA from Aspergillus campestris IBT 28561, 4033 nucleotides. Its product is annotated as HET domain-containing protein. Lineage: Eukaryota; Fungi; Ascomycota; Eurotiomycetes; Eurotiales; Aspergillaceae. The coding region runs from base 1 to 3969 and encodes 1322 amino acids. Gene Ontology annotation, molecular function: protein binding. The transcript has a single exon. The record is from RefSeq and is a predicted model, not a curated record.